Clonostachys rhizophaga is the source of this 1140-nucleotide messenger RNA. The record is from the annotation of a GenBank genome assembly. Lineage: Eukaryota; Fungi; Ascomycota; Sordariomycetes; Hypocreales; Bionectriaceae.
AUGUCAGCUAUCAAUGGUACGAACGGGGUUGAGGGGACCAACGGCGUCAAUGGUGCGAGAGAUGUGCUUCCGCUGCCUAUGGUGCCCGAGGAAAUCACCGCCGAAUGGCUGGGAAAAGUUUUGAAUCAAAAGGUGAAGUCGAUUGGUAUCACAAAUAGCAUUCUCGACGCUACAGCUAGCAAGAUCUUCGUCACCAUCACCUACGAAGAUGAGAAUGACAGCACUCCAAGGCCAACCUAUGUCUGCCUCAAGGGCGGAUUCAAUCCAGCUAUGCUGAACUUGGAAGGCUACAGCGACAUUUUGAAGUUGAUGUACUCUCGGGAGGUCAAGUUUUUCAACCUCGUCGCCCCAAAGCUCAGUAAUAUCUCCCUUCCCAAACUGUGGUGGGCUGGGGAGAACCCAGAUCAGGGUCAAGCCAUUGUUAUUAUGGAGGAUCUCAGCAAGGAACAUACUUUCGGCGACCCUGUUGAUGACUGGUCUAUUGACCGUGUCCGAUCUGGCCUUGAGCAGCUCGCUGGUCUCCACGCCGGGACUUGGGGUUCCACCGUCAGCGGAGAGAACUCAUGGCUAACGCCUGCGUACGAACAUGUCAUGAUUGGUCUCACAAUGAACUGGGAGGCUAUGGUGCUCGGUGAUGACCGCCCACCCAUCCCAGAAAGCAUCAGAGUCCAAGAGCGUACGGUUGCCGCCAUGAAGAAGCAUUUCGCUACCAAAAACCCCAAAUACGUUGCCGUCCUUCAUGGAGACCCUCACUCGGGCAAUACGUUCCUUGACAAGGCAGGCAAGCCAUACUUCCUCGACUGGCAAACCAACCAUAUCGGCUGUGCCUUCCAUGAUGUUACGUACUUCAUGAUCGGUGCUUUGUCUGUGGAGGACCGCAGAGCUCACGAAGUUGAGUUGUUCAGCCAUUAUCUUCAAGCUCUGGCUAAGGGUGGAGGCCCUAGCCUCUCGGUUGAAGAUGAGGAGGUGAUGAAGGAAUACAAGAAGUCUACCAUGUGUGGAAUGGGAUGGAUCCUCACCCCAUAUCAGAUGCAGCGCAAGGAUCGUGUUUGGGCCAUGUGCGCGCGAUAUACGGCCGCUAUGGAGGAUCACAAAGUGAUUGAACUCGUCGAGUCGCUUCCAGAACCCUCCGAGCAGUAG